Molecule: messenger RNA, 3461 nt
Organism: Xiphophorus maculatus (southern platyfish)
Lineage: Eukaryota; Metazoa; Chordata; Actinopteri; Cyprinodontiformes; Poeciliidae
Gene: gucy2cb
Product: heat-stable enterotoxin receptor-like
Exons: 27
Coding region: 1-3222 (1073 amino acids)
Biological process (GO): cGMP biosynthetic process; receptor guanylyl cyclase signaling pathway; protein phosphorylation
Molecular function (GO): protein kinase activity; peptide receptor activity; ATP binding
Source: RefSeq, a predicted model, not a curated record
AUGCGGCGGUGCGGCUGGUGGCUGCUGCUCUGCGCCUUCGGGGUUGCCGCUGCCCGCAGUGGAGGCAACGGGCAAUGUUUGGACGGGAUCACCAUCAACGUGAUCCUGCUGGAGGACGAGGAGUCUCCCUGGAGCCUGAAGUACGUGCAGACCAAAAUCCUGGAAGCCAUAGAGAAAGACGCAGAGAUUAACGCCGCACAAGCGUUUGGAUUUAAUCUGACAGCGAACUUCGAAGGAUUCAACACGACCAUCUACCGGCAGGCCGGCUGCUACAGCAGCCCGUGUGAAGCGGUGGAGACGCUGCGGAAGCUCAUGAGCACAGGUAAACUCGGCUGCGCUGUUCUCGGACCAACCUGCACCAUAGCAACGUUCCCGUUAGUGGACGCAGAGAAAGGUUUUGGGCUGAGCACGCCCAUCAUCUCGGCGGGAAGCUUCGGCCCGUCCUGUGACUUCGCCCUCAACCUGCAGCGGGUUCUGCCUCCGGCGCGGAAGAUCUCCGACUUCUUCAGCGGCUUUUGGCAGGAAGAAAACAUCCUGAAGCCCAAGUGGAAAACGGCCUACAUCUACAAAAAAGCCAACAACACGGAGGACUGCUUUUGGUAUAUCAACGCACUGGAAGCCGACGGCAUCAAAAACGUUUCGGAAACGGUUCUGCGCGGACCAAAGGAAGUGGAAGCUGUUCUCUCACAGACUAACAGGACGAGCAACCUGGUCAUCAUCUGCGGCUCGGUGUCAGACUUACUGGAGUUGAAGAACGACUCCAGAGGAGCCGACAGCAGCGACUUCCUCUUCAUCCUCAUUGAUCUGUACAAUGAUAUUUACUACAAGAGCCUGUCGCGGCCGGAGAUGAGGAACGUUCUGGUGCUGACCAUGCCCAACUCCAGGCGGUACGACAUCAACGCUGACCUGAAGGGCAACAACAUGAUGAACGACUACAUGGCUGCGUAUCACGACUCAGUGCUGCAUAUAGGAAACGUGAUGAGAGAGAUCGCCACCAAAAAUCAGUCCGAGAUUCAAGAAAUGAACUUUGUGAAUGUGAAUUACUUCAGAAAUGUUGUCUUUAAUGGAAUUGCAGGAGAAUAUAAGUUAGACAAGUACGGAGACAGAGAUGUGAACUUUUCCAUCAUGUACACAACAACUAAACUCGAGUAUAAAUGUUUAUUCACCUUUGACACUGAAAACGCCAAAACAACGAUGGAGGACGAAUCUCCGGCCUUCAUCUGGGGGAAGAAGCUUCCCGACUACAAGCCAAAGAAUGACUUGCUGACUGGCCCUCCGAUCCAAGACAUCAUCGUGGGCGUCCUGGCUGUGACAGUGGUCGUCGUGGCAACCAUCGCAUUUAUCUUCUACAGACAGAACAGGAAAGACCGGCUCCUCAGGAAGCGCUGGUCCCACAUCAACUCUGACCUCAUCUCUCUGCUGGAGGACGGCGAACACAACAUCAUCUCCCUGCAGAUAGAAGAAGAAGAAAGGAAGAAGAAAUUCAAGAUCCGCCGAGCGCUUUACGACAGAAAGAUUGUGAUUCUGAAGGAGCUGAAGAACUGUGAAGGGAACUUCAAAGAGCAGACAAGAGAUCUGAAUGCGCUUCUGCUCAUCGACUAUUACAACCUCACAAAGUUUUAUGGCACGGUGCGGUUUGACGAGGGCGUGUUCGGCGUCUUUGAGUACGGAGAGCGGGGGUCGCUCCGGUACGUGCUGGACGACAAAGUGUCGUACCCAGAGGACACGUUCAUGGACUGGGAGUUCAAGAUCUCCGUCAUGUACGACAUCGCCAAGGGCAUGUCUUACCUCCACUCCAGCAACAUCCAGGUCCACGGCCGCCUCAAGUCCACCAACUGCGUGGUGGACAACCGCAUGGUGGUGAAGAUCACCGACUUCGGCUGCAACGCCUUCCUCAGCAGCAGCAAAGACCUGUGGACGGCUCCGGAGCACCUGAGGAACCAGGGAACGUCGCAGAAAGGAGACGUGUACAGCUUCGCCAUCAUCUCCCAGGAGAUCGUUCUGAGGCGCAGCACCUUCUACUCCAAGUCCUGCUCCGACCGCUCAGAGAAGCUGUCCAGGGUGAUGACGUCCUACUUCAGACCGGACCUCGACGUUGAGAUGGCUUCAGAGAAAGAACGAGAGGUUUACAUGAUGAUAAAAAGCUGCUGGGAUGAAGAUCCGGAGAAAAGACCCGACUUUAAGAAAGUGGAGAACUGCCUGGGGAAGAACAUCAGUAAAAUCCACAACCAGGACAACGAGAGCUACAUGGACAACAUGAUCCGGCGGCUGCAGAACUACUCCAGGAACCUGGAGCACCUGGUGGAGAAGAGAACGUCGCUGUACAAAGCCGAGCGGGACCGGGCCGACUUCCUCAACUUCAUGCUUCUUCCUGGGCCGGUGGUGAAGAGCCUGAAGGAGAGCGGCGUGGUGGAGCCGGAGCUGUACGAUGAGGUCACCAUCUACUUCAGCGACAUCGUGGGCUUCACCACGCUGUGCCAGUACAGCACGCCCAUGGAGGUGGUGGACAUGCUCAACGACAUCUACAAGGGCUUCGACAGCAUCCUGGACCAUCACGACGUCUACAAGGUGGAGACAAUCGGCGACGCCUACAUGGUCGCCUCCGGCCUGCCGCGGAGGAACGGGAACCGACACGCGGUGGACAUCUGCCGCAUGGCGCUGGACAUCCUGUCCUUCAUGGGCACUUUCCAGCUGCGCCAUCUGCCCGGCAUCCCGGUGUGGAUACGCAUCGGCGUUCACUCAGGUCCGUGUGCCGCAGGCGUCGUGGGGAUGAAGAUGCCCAGGUACUGUCUGUUUGGCGACACGGUCAACACGGCGUCACGGAUGGAGUCUUCUGGACAACCGCUGCGGAUUCAUGUCAGCGAACCCACCAUCCACAUCCUGCAGCGCACCGACUGCAAGUUCCAGUAUGAGAUCCGAGAAGAAACGUACCUGAAGGGUAAAGGAAAGGAAACGACUUACUGGCUGACGGGAGAAACAGGGAAAGAUUACGACCUUCCGACUCCACCAACAACAGAGAACGUCCAGCGUCUGCAGCAGGAUCUCGCCAACAUGAUCCUGACGUGUCUGGAGCGCCGAAAACGAGGGUCGGUGCGGAGGAGGAAGGUGCGUACCGGCGAGGAAGAGGAGGACGACGAAGAGUCAGAGGUGGAGUCUGAAGGCGGCCAUCUUGAGUAUCUGCAGCUGGCCACCGUGGAAAACACGCUCAGCACCUUCCUGUAGACAAACCGCGUCUCCUCCAGCUGAGACGGAGGAACAAAGAUGGUGGACGAACUUUGUAAAAUCUUUUAACCCUUAAAGGUUUAUAUUUCUCCUCAGAUGUUUUGUUUUAUGAUAAAAUGUUAAAUAUUUUCCUCCUACUGAGGCCAAACUCCAGCCGCUUUGCAAAUUAAUCUUUCCUGUACAUUACAUAUGUCAAAGUCAAGGCCUGCGGGCCGUAUUAAAUUAUCUAUGGCCCCCUG